Phoenix dactylifera (date palm) is the source of this 1809-nucleotide messenger RNA. RefSeq names its product hydroxyproline O-galactosyltransferase HPGT3. Gene Ontology annotation, cellular component: Golgi membrane. Lineage: Eukaryota; Viridiplantae; Streptophyta; Magnoliopsida; Arecales; Arecaceae. Gene Ontology annotation, molecular function: galactosyltransferase activity. The record is from RefSeq and is a predicted model, not a curated record.
ACAUGCCAUCCGUCUUCCGAGCACCGUAGCUCAACCAAACAUCUUUCCCUUCUUGCCCGUCUGGGAUCUGUCGUCCUCCGUGUGCAUCCGAUUGUCGCAGGAGAAACCGAAUCUCUCUCUCUUAGGAGAAGAUCGCAAAGAUUUCGUCUUUGGGCGGAUGGAAAGCGGCCACCUCCCGAUCCGGGAGAGCCUGGCGAGCGCCAUGAGGCACGAGCGCCGAUGGCGAUCUCACUCUUCCUCUCAAUCGAGCAAGGCCCCCUUGAUCAUGGGAUUCUUGUCUUGCCUCGCCUGGCUCUACGUUGCUGGACGGUUGUGGCAGGAUGCCGAGAAUAGAAUACUACUAUCCGGUCUGCUUCAGAAGAAUUCUGGCCAUGCGCCAAAGAUUCUUUCGGUGGAGGAUAAGCUGAUGAAUCUCGGAUGCAAAGAAGUUGGACGGAAGAUGGUUGAGGCUGAGAUGGACCUGACGUUGGCUAAGAGUAAGGGAUUCUUGACGCAGAGUGGGUCUUCUUCUAGGAAGAAGUUUCUUGCCGUUAUUGGAGUCUAUACUGGAUUUGGGAGUCGCCUCAAAAGGAACAUAUUUAGGGGUUCUUGGAUGCCAAGAGGUGAUGCCUUAAAGAAACUUGAGGAAAGGGGUGUGGUCAUUCGCUUUGUAAUUGGUCGGAGUGCUAAUCGAGGUGACAGCUUAGAUCGUAACAUCGAUGAUGAAAAUCGUCAGACGAAAGAUUUUUUGAUUCUUGAAAGCCAUGAGGAAGAUGGAGAAGAGCUGCCCAAAAAAGCUAAAUUCUUCUUCAGUGCAGCAGUAGAAACAUGGGAUGCAGAAUUUUAUGUUAAAGUUGAUGACAGUAUCAACCUUGACCUGGAUGGGUUAAUUGAGAUUCUUGAAAGCCAUCGUGCUCGCAAGAAUGUGUAUAUGGGCUGCAUGAAGUCUGGAGCUGUCAUAAGUGAAGAGGGAAAGCAGUGGUAUGAACCUGAGUGGUGGAAAUUUGGAGAUGCAAAGUUGUACUUUCGUCAUGCUGCUGGUUCACUAAUUAUACUGUCAAAAAAUUUGGCUCGGUACAUCAACAUAAACAGUGCAUCUCUGCAGACCUAUGCUCAUGACGAUACAUCAGUUGGCUCAUGGAUGAUGGGUGUUGAUGCAACCUAUGUUGAUGAUGACCGCCUUUGUUGCAGCAGUUCUAGACAAGAAAAAGUCUGUUCUGUAGCUUGAGGAGUUCUCUGUUGUAUGGCUUGAGGAGCAAAGAACAUGCUGAUGUUGCUGACAAGUGUUCUUCUCUUUCACAAACUGUUGGUUGUUGGUAGAUCACGAUGCACAGAGAUUCAUGACCUACUACAAAUCAAAAUUAAUGAAAUGGACAUUGAAAACACUUCUUCCAAUUAGAAGAACAUGAGAAUACAGAACCCAUGGUGACAACCAUACUGACCUUUCAUAUGGUUGAUACGACUUCUUCAGAAUGUCAUAUUAUUGUUCCUGAAAUAUUUGAAAAUAUCUAAGCCAAAAAGAGCAAGGACUGGAGUUGCGCUUCCAUGACAGCUAGUUUACAUAAUGUGUUCCAACUUUUAUAUCUGCCCUACUAUAAAAAACCGCUGCUCGUUUGUAGAUUGCCAAAAUUAUGAUUAGUAGUUGGUUUUUUCUACCAGUAGAUACAGGUUUGAACAGGAGUGAACAAUGCCUUACAAUGUGUACAUGUUCAUGCUGUGGUUGCCACUCUAUCCUGAACACAGUAGUGUUCACCAUAAGGAGCCAUUUGAAUUGCUGUUACACCUUAACAGUGUGAUCAUUUUAUCUUAUAAUUAUCUACAGAUAGGUAU